CUCAGUCACAGCCCUCCCCUCCCCGCCCCCUCCCCUCCUCUCCCCGCCCGGUUCUUCUCUUCCCGUCUGAGGUGGCGGCCGGUCUCGCCUUGUCGCCAGCUCCAUUUUCCUCUCCUUUCGCUUCCACUUUCCUUCGCGCCGAAAGCGCCUCCCAGCCUCGUAGGGUGGUCACGGAGCCCCUGCGCCUUUUCCUUGCUCGGGUCCUGCGUCCGCGCCUGCCCCGCCAUGAAUGAGGAGUACGACGUGAUCGUGCUGGGCACCGGCCUGACGGAAUGUAUCCUGUCAGGUAUAAUGUCAGUGAAUGGCAAGAAAGUUCUUCAUAUGGAUCGAAAUCCUUACUAUGGAGGAGAGAGUGCAUCUAUAACACCACUGGAAGAUUUAUACAAAAGAUAUAAAAUACCAGGAUCACCACCCGAGUCAAUGGGGAGAGGAAGAGACUGGAAUGUUGACUUGAUUCCCAAGUUCCUUAUGGCUAAUGGUCAGCUGGUUAAGAUGCUGCUUUAUACAGAGGUAACUCGCUAUCUGGAUUUUAAAGUGACUGAAGGGAGCUUUGUCUAUAAGGGUGGAAAAAUCUACAAGGUUCCUUCCACUGAAGCAGAAGCCCUGGCAUCUAGCCUAAUGGGACUGUUUGAAAAACGCCGAUUCAGGAAAUUCCUAGUGUAUGUUGCCAACUUCGAUGAAAAAGAUCCGAGAACUUUUGAAGGCAUUGAUCCUAAGAAGACCACAAUGCGAGAUGUGUAUAAGAAAUUUGAUUUGGGUCAAGAUGUUAUAGAUUUUACUGGUCAUGCUCUUGCACUUUACAGAACUGAUGACUACUUAGAUCAACCAUGUUAUGAAACCAUUAAUAGAAUUAAACUUUACAGUGAGUCUUUGGCAAGAUAUGGCAAAAGCCCAUACCUUUAUCCACUCUAUGGCCUUGGAGAACUGCCCCAAGGAUUUGCAAGGCUAAGUGCUAUUUAUGGAGGUACCUAUAUGCUGAAUAAACCCAUUGAAGAAAUCAUUGUGCAGAAUGGAAAAGUAAUUGGUGUAAAAUCUGAAGGAGAAAUUGCUCGCUGUAAGCAGCUCAUCUGUGACCCCAGCUAUGUAAAAGAUCGGGUAGAAAAAGUGGGCCAGGUGAUCAGAGUUAUUUGCAUCCUCAGCCACCCCAUCAAGAACACCAAUGACGCCAACUCCUGCCAGAUCAUUAUUCCACAGAACCAAGUCAAUCGAAAGUCAGAUAUCUACGUCUGCAUGAUCUCCUUUGCGCACAAUGUAGCAGCACAAGGGAAGUACAUUGCCAUAGUUAGUACAACUGUGGAAACCAAGGAGCCCGAGAAGGAAAUCAGACCAGCUUUGGAGCUCUUGGAACCAAUUGAACAGAAAUUUGUUAGCAUCAGUGACCUCCUGGUACCGAAAGACUUGGGAACAGAAAGCCAGAUCUUUAUUUCCCGCACAUACGAUGCCACCACUCAUUUUGAGACAACGUGUGAUGACAUUAAAAACAUCUAUAAGAGGAUGACGGGGUCAGAGUUUGACUUUGAGGAAAUGAAGCGCAAGAAGAAUGACAUCUAUGGGGAAGACUAACAGCAGUACAUGUUAUCUAAUUAGGACACAUUUAAAAUUUGGCAAAUAAUGCAUAUGAUAAUGAAAUCAAUAUUGUAAGGCCUGCUUUUGUAAUGAAAAUGGAGAGAAUGAAGAGCGCUGUGCCAGUAAAUACUCCCCCCUUCAUCUUUCUAAUUAUUAACUUGUUUUCAUGGAGUGGCUAUUCAGCAUUGGCAGUUACCACGUUCUGUUCAAUUCAACCAAACUGGCUUUUUUUUUUUUUUUCCUAGUGAAGGAUCAAUUUUAAACAAACAUUGGGAUACCGAUACAGACAACUUGAGACAGUUUUUUUUUAUCUUUUAAUCAGUGUAGCUAUGUGCUUAUGCUGCUCAAGAGCUGGAUCCAUACAGGUUGUGUGCCAUCUGUCCUCUUGAGGUUCAAGAGAUUCUAAAUUGAAUAUUCCACGGUUUGGGACAGCAUCCAGAAGUUUUCCCUAUGACUUUAUAUUUUGUAUUAUGUCAAAUGUUAUGGCAGGGCCCAAAUAGAAUAGCCACAAAUUUGGUUUAUGUGGGCAUAAAAUUCUAACCAAACUCUAGACACAGGGAGUCAUUUGGAGAAAGCCUGUAUGUGGUGUUUUAACCUAAUAAAGUUGAUGAGAGAGAAGGGGAGAGGAAGCGAACAUAAAGCGGGUAAAGUGUAGCGCAUCUUUUGUAUCUCAGGUGUGGCUUCUUCAGUGGACCAAGCUGCAAUGCAGUAUUGACUUGACAGAGCCUCUACUUCUGUCUCAAAAUGGCUCCAAAUGAUUUCUGUACUGCAAAAUAAAGCCAAAUUCUGGAAACUA
This is a messenger RNA of Pongo pygmaeus (Bornean orangutan), 2362 nucleotides long. RefSeq names its product GDP dissociation inhibitor 2 (gene GDI2). Gene Ontology annotation, biological process: small GTPase-mediated signal transduction; vesicle-mediated transport; protein transport. Bases 226 to 1563 code for a protein of 445 amino acids. The record is from RefSeq and is a predicted model, not a curated record. The transcript has 11 exons. NCBI's taxonomy places the organism in Eukaryota, Metazoa, Chordata, Mammalia, Primates, Hominidae. Gene Ontology annotation, cellular component: cytoplasm. Gene Ontology annotation, molecular function: Rab GDP-dissociation inhibitor activity.